UGUUAAUAAAAUUAAAUUUGAAUUGAAUAUUAGUCCAAAGGUACAGGUUCAAGUUCAACGCCAACAUUGGAGGCAUUUCAAGCAACAAAGAGGAAAGAAAGGGCAUCUAAUUUUAGACCGAAAGGAAAUACGGCAAAGCGUUAAUGGCAAUGAUACCAGUGGAGAAGUUGCAAUAAAUUUCGGGAUGAUGUUCUACGAUGGAAAUCAGUUAAAACCUCAAAGAUCGGCGAAUUUAUCAGUGAAAGUACCAAAGGUUUCAACCAAAGAUGAAUUGCUGGCGACUGGUUUGGCCAAACACAAAGCUCACUCAAAGAACUUAAUCAAAGACAAUAUCAAAUACGUUUUGCUGUACCCUGCUGGUUCACUCGUUGAUAAAUUGGGAGAAAGUGAUGAGAGAUUUGUACUGUACAAGUACAAGAAUGAAUACGGUAAAGCAUACCAGCGUAUAAAUUUUUACAUUUGUCCUUCCCAUGACUAUGAUGACCAUACCAUUAACGGAUUAGGUGAUCUUUGGGUUGAGUCGGAUGAAGGUGACAUAGAAGCAGUUAACAGUGAUACUGAAAUUGUUGAUUUAACAUGUAAUAGAAAGCAAAUUAGGAGAACAUCUUCAACUGUGACAACAGCAGACAAUUUGUCAACUAUUUUAACUGUAUCAAACCCUGUUAAUACUGCAAUCAAUGUAACAACCGAGCAAAGUGGAGCCUGCUCGACU
Molecule: messenger RNA, 712 nt
Organism: Paramuricea clavata
Lineage: Eukaryota; Metazoa; Cnidaria; Anthozoa; Malacalcyonacea; Plexauridae
Source: the annotation of a GenBank genome assembly